Owenia fusiformis is the source of this 553-nucleotide messenger RNA. The record is from the annotation of a GenBank genome assembly. NCBI's taxonomy places the organism in Eukaryota, Metazoa, Annelida, Polychaeta, Sabellida, Oweniidae.
CGAAUGUAUAGCUGUCAAACCAUUCAUAGAGAUGGUCACCCAACUGUGUCAAAUACAAAACCUGACAAGAGCAAAAUACUUCCUAGGAGAGAACACCAGUUUGGGAGAAAACCUAACGCUACUCUUGGUUAAACACUACAUCUAUCUCAACAAAUUAGACAAUAAACCACCAAAUAUGACAGGCCUCAAGAAAUAUGUUGAAGCCCAGGAAAUCAUAAGCAGAAGCAAUGCAGAGAAGAAUAACAAGUUAGAAGCCCAUGACAAAGCAUGGAAAACUGCUCAAAAGAUAUUCAAGCAGUAAAUAAAAACAUUGUAGAUCCCUUUACAGCAUAUAGUAAACAGCAUCAAAAUAGGAUAGGAAAGCACACCCCUUGCAUUGGUUUUACAUACACUUUAUUCUUACUCAUUCUUUUAUCAAUCAACAAUCAACAACAAUUGCAAUUUUAUUCAACAUUCAUUUAGUCAACAUACAUUUACAACAUAACUAUAAGUGUAUUUUUUUGUCUACGUAAAUUUUAUUUAUAUUAUUAAUUGCAUUACAUUUACAUGUACA